CAAGCCAGGGUGUAUUAUUGCUUGCAAGGCAAUGGAAGAACAAAAAGAAGAGAUUGUUGGUUUCUUACACAAUGUGUCUCCAACUAAAAAAAGUAGCAAGACAUCUUACUUUGACAUGUCCAUACAAACCACCGAUGGCUUAGUAAGAGGAGUCUGCUUCUCCGGAAGUAAACAGGAACACUUUGAUCAAAUGAGCAAAAAGAAAUCUCCAAUAAAACUUCGAAAUUUUAGAAUUGAAAGAGCAGGAGAUGCAACCACAGUACUGAUGAAUAACAAUGUACUGUUAGAGCCUACAAAAGAAAUACCUUUUUCAAGAAUUGAGUUGCCAAGUGCCAACAAUAUCCAAUCAAUUUCAGCUGCAAACACAAAUCAAAGUAUCACCAUCAAAGCCAAACUUAUUCAGAUGUCAUCAACAAAAAAAGUGAAGACAGAGGAUGGUGAAAAAAAAAAGUUGUUUGCCUAUCUUGUGGACCCACAUGGAGCCAUUAAGGUGACACUUUGGGAACAAUUCUGUGGAUCUCAUUAAUCCUGCUGAGCUACCUCAGAACUUUACCAAUACAACAGCAGCAGCAGAAAUACUUGGAGUGCGAAGUGUCACGGCAUAUCAAGCCUGCUGCAACUGUAACAAAAAGCUGGUAAUAGAGACGUCUCCCAUACUAACCUGUUCAACUUGUGGGCUCAAGCAGAAUAUGAAGUCCACCAUUCAACAAUGUU
Molecule: messenger RNA, 714 nt
Organism: Pocillopora verrucosa
Lineage: Eukaryota; Metazoa; Cnidaria; Anthozoa; Scleractinia; Pocilloporidae
Source: RefSeq, a predicted model, not a curated record